AAUAUGUAUUCGAAAGUUAUUUGUGUUGUCUUCGUGGCCACCUUUGUGUGCGGUGCUGUGGCCUUGCCCAAACAGGAUGCCAACGAAAAGGAUUUAGUGAACAUGAUCAAUAGAAUCGAUAAUGAACCUAGUGUACCAUUGUUCGGUGGCUUGAGCAUUGUACGCUCGGAAAAUGGUCGUGCCUUUGGUCCUGCUGCUGGCAAAUCUGUUGAAACUUUCGAAGAACGCGCUGAACGUUAUUUGAAAUCUCACCAAUUGAACUUCUCCUUCCCCGAUACCGAUGAAGAUGAAGAAGAAGAAUCAAAUGCCCGUGCUAUGGAAGAACCCCGCAGCAAGAAAAUGAAGAAGAUGUUGGUCCCCUUGCUCUUGGCUUUGAAAUUGAAGAAGGCCGUUAUCGUUAAGGUUCUCUUCAUGAUCAUUAAAUUCAUUUCCCUCAAGAGUUUGGCUAUCUCUUUCUUGGCUCUCUUCUUCGCUGGUGCCACUUUCUUCAAGGACUUGUUGAGCAAGAAGAAGGAACACAUCACCACCGCUUACAUUACCGGCAGUCCCUUGAACGCUGAAAUCGUUCACUCUGACUGGAACCGCAAUGGUCAAGCUGCUGCUUCUGAAUUGGCCUACAAUCACUACGGUUUGGCUCAACCCUUCUAAGCU
Molecule: messenger RNA, 651 nt
Organism: Musca vetustissima
Lineage: Eukaryota; Metazoa; Arthropoda; Insecta; Diptera; Muscidae
Gene: Osi15
Exons: 3
Coding region: 4-648 (214 amino acids)
Source: RefSeq, a predicted model, not a curated record